Acanthisitta chloris (rifleman) is the source of this 2285-nucleotide messenger RNA. It is a transcript of the gene DPP4, whose product is annotated as dipeptidyl-peptidase 4. The transcript has 24 exons. The record is from RefSeq and is a predicted model, not a curated record. Gene Ontology annotation, biological process: proteolysis. The annotation marks the transcript as partial. Lineage: Eukaryota; Metazoa; Chordata; Aves; Passeriformes; Acanthisittidae. Gene Ontology annotation, molecular function: serine-type endopeptidase activity; dipeptidyl-peptidase activity.
AAAGUACCUCUGAGCAUGAUUCACGAAGAACAUACACUCUACAGAACUACUUGAACAAUGACUAUAAGUACAAAACACAUAAUUUGCAGUGGAUUUCAGGAAAUCAGUAUCUUCACAAAACAGCUAAUGGGAACAUCCUACUUAUCAAUGCUGACACUGGAGCAUCCACAGUAGUCUUGGCGAAUACAACAAUAGAUCAGUACAAGGCAAGCACAGUUAUACUGUCUCCUGACCAAAAGUUUGCUCUUCUGCAGUACAGCUAUACAAAGUUGUGGAGGCAUUCCUUUACUGCUUCAUAUCACAUCUAUGAUUUCAAUAGCAGUUCUAUUGUAGAUGAUGGACAACUACAUAAUGAUACACAAUAUAUAUCCUGGUCACCUGUUGGACAUAAACUGGCGUAUGUUUGGAAUAAUAAUGUUUACGUAAAAGCUUCGCCAACAGCACCACCUGUGCAAGUCACUCAAAAUGGAGAAGAAAAUAAAAUUUUCAAUGGAAUACCAGAUUGGGUUUAUGAAGAGGAAAUGUUUGGCACCCAUUCUGCUCUGUGGUGGUCUCCAAAUGGGGAUUUUGUGGCAUUUGCAGCCUUUGAUGAUACAGAAGUUCCUGUUAUAGAGUAUUCCUUUUAUUCUGAGGACACCUUGCAGUAUCCAAAGACCAUUAGAAUCCCAUAUCCCAAGGCAGGAGCUACAAAUCCAACUGUGAAAUUCUUUAUUGUGGAUACCAGAUCACUUCCAGAUUUCAAACUUCUUGAAAUUUCUCCACCUGAAGAAAUAAAAUCAGUGAAUCAUUAUUUGAGUGCUGUAACAUGGGUGACAGAUCAAAGGAUUUGUCUGCAGUGGCUCAGAAGAAUUCAGAAUUUUUCAGUCCUCACAGUCUGUGACUUUGAAAAUGGUAAUUGGUCAUGUCCACAGGGAAAACAACUUACAGAAGAAAGUGCAACUGGCUGGAUUGGCAGAUUUCAGCCAUCUGUCCCUCACUUUGCACCUGACAAUACUACCUACUACAAAGUCUUCAGCAAUGCAGAAGGUUACAAGCACAUCCAUUACAUAAAUGGCUCACAGGUGAGUAAUAACGCUCCAGUACCUAUUACUUCAGGAAAAUGGGAAGUAAUCAGCAUAGAAGCUGUAACCAAUAAGUUUUUGUAUUACAUUAGCAAUGAAAAUGGUGGAAAGCCAGGAGGAAGAAAUCUUUAUAAAGUGCUCUUGGAAAGCAGUCCAAAUUCUACUAAAUGUGUUAGCUGUGAUCUGAAUCAAGAAAGAUGCCAGUAUUAUUCUGUGUCCUUCAGCAAAGAUGCACAGUAUUAUCAGCUAAAUUGUCUUGGUCCAGGCCUGCCUGUGUCUACCCUGCACAGAAGCACUGAUGAUCAAGUCCUCAGAUACUUGGAAAAUAAUACUGAACUGGAAAAUGCAUUGAAAGAUAUUCAGAUGCCUUCAAAAAAAAUUGGCUCCCUUAGUGUAGGUGGAUACAACCUGUGGUAUCAAAUGAUACUGCCUCCCCAUUUCGAUUCAUCAAAGAAGUACCCUCUGCUCCUUGAUGUGUAUGCAGGACCUUGUAGUCAGAAAGUAGAUUAUGCCUUCCAGAUCAGCUGGGCUACAUAUCUCGCAAGCACUGAGAAGAUCAUUGUGGCCAGUUUUGAUGGCAGAGGAAGUGGAUACCAAGGGGAUGAAAUUAUGCACGCAAUAAACCGAAGGCUGGGAACAUAUGAAGUGGAAGAUCAGAUAGCAGCAGCCAGAAAGUUUUCUGAAAUGAGCUUUGUUGAUAAGGACAGAAUAGCUAUUUGGGGUUGGUCUUAUGGGGGAUAUGUGACCUCCAUGGUGCUUGGCUCUGGAAGCGGCGUGUUCAAGUGUGGAAUAGCGGUUGCCCCUGUGUCACAUUGGCAAUAUUAUGAUUCAAUAUACACGGAGAGAUACAUGGGCCUUCCUAUAGAGAGUGAUAAUCUGAAGAGCUAUAAUAGUUCAACAGUAAUGGCCAGAGCUGAAAAAUUCAAGGAAGUUGAGUAUCUCCUUAUUCAUGGAACAGCAGAUGAUAAUGUUCACUUUCAGCAAGCAGCACAGAUUUCCAAAGCUCUUGUUGAUGCUGAAGUGGAUUUUCAGGCAAUGUGGUAUACUGACAAAGACCAUUCCAUCUCCGGUCAAGCACAUAAGCAUAUUUAUACCCAUAUGAGCCACUUCAUAAAGCAGUGUUUCUCACUGUCCUAGCACCAGCAUUUUGCUUCUAAGUGAUGGUACUUCUCCAGAAAACUCUUCAGAUAAUGUACUGUGAGCCAGUAUAAACUUUUAAUGAAU